CCUUCUCACCUCACACAGCAAUUCUGCAUUCUCCCUAGCAGUCAAGCACUCGAAACCACUCGCGAAUCAAGCCCUAGCCUUCCUCCCCUCUCCCCCGAUGGCCCGCACGAAGCAGACGGCGAGGAAGUCCACCGGCGGCAAGGCCCCGAGGAAGCAGCUUGCGACCAAGGCUGCGCGCAAGUCGGCCCCGGCCACCGGCGGAGUGAAGAAGCCGCACCGCUUCCGCCCCGGCACUGUCGCGCUCCGGGAGAUUCGCAAGUACCAGAAGAGUACCGAGCUACUGAUCCGCAAGUUGCCGUUCCAGAGGCUGGUGCGGGAGAUUGCACAGGACUUUAAGACCGACCUCCGGUUCCAGAGCUCCGCCGUCGCCGCGCUGCAGGAGGCCGCCGAGGCGUACCUCGUUGGGCUUUUCGAGGACACCAAUCUUUGCGCCAUCCACGCCAAGCGCGUCACCAUCAUGCCCAAGGACAUCCAGCUGGCCCGCCGCAUCCGUGGUGAGAGGGCCUAGGCUUCGUCGCCGUUGGGGCUGGAAGUAGUAGUUUCUGUCGGUUUCUUAUCUGGAGAUGUAGAGAUGUUCUGGGUUGCUUAGCUCUGGCUGUGUUGGUCCCAUGGGUUUCAUGGUGUUGUUGGUUGGUCACCUGUGUAAUUUACCUCAAUCCCAUCCGGUGUUACAACGAGACUAUGAACCGGCAAUGAAUACCACCCUUUUCAGUUA
Messenger RNA from Phragmites australis (common reed), 715 nucleotides. Its product is annotated as histone H3.2. The coding region runs from base 98 to 508 and encodes 136 amino acids. Lineage: Eukaryota; Viridiplantae; Streptophyta; Magnoliopsida; Poales; Poaceae. The transcript has a single exon. Gene Ontology annotation, cellular component: nucleosome. The record is from RefSeq and is a predicted model, not a curated record. Gene Ontology annotation, molecular function: protein heterodimerization activity; DNA binding; structural constituent of chromatin.